AUGAUAUAUACUAUCCUCAACUGGAUUGUCAACAAAUUGUUAAAGAGUCUGAAGUUUCUAAACCCAGAGUAGCAACAUCGCGAGACUUCCGGGAACGCUUGUGAAACAGACUAGAAAGACCAAGUCGGGGUUUUGCGUUGGAGAAGUGAAAAAUAUUCCAUAGUUGUUCAUUUUCUCGAAAUCGAAAGGCAAAUCCUAGAUUCGAGCCGAUGUCUUCAGUAGUUAAACAUGGUAUUACUCCAACCUCGUGAUAGUGACAAACUGACACGUUUUAAUUUGUCAAAAACAAUUUUAUAUCGAAUGAGUGCCUUUGAAUUGACGGCCUGUACAUGCGCAGUUCGGCGAAAGUCGACCGUUAUCCCAUAUGUUGUUUAUAACUAAACCUUGUUCUAUAUGUGGUUAUACGUACUUCUGCUCAUGUGCUUAGCUAGGCAACGUCGCCAUGACAUCACCUACAAGUGUGAACGGCGAUUUCAAUUGGAGAGCAGUUUCUGUCUAUCAUCAUACUGUACUGACUUUGUCUACUCCUUGCAGGCUGCGUCAUACUGCUGCAAUGUUGACGGUCUCGAUUAAUAUUAUCGAGCAUAGAAAUAGAACGCAUAGAACGCCCCGCACACCAUCGUUGUUUCAACCAGGGAGUUCGACACAACAAGAGAGAGAAGUAGAGCCACCCAAAUAACAUCAGAGGAAUAAAGCGACCGAAGAGAGGCUGCAAAAUGAAGAGGGGGCGAUAAACAUAGCUAGCUGUAUAUAGCUUAGCACGCAUGCUAACGUUGGCUUCUAGUUAGCUAGCUACGUCGAAACGGCCACGCAGAGAACAACAUCAAAAGGCGAUAGUCAGAAGAAGGGUUUACAACUGUAUUUCAAUGGUAUUUUUAAAUAAAAGCAGGUUCGAGCAUUAUGUCCUGCUCUGGUAACCUGGUUUGGGAUGUUAACAAGCGUUCCAUUGGAUAUAAUGACCCGAAUGCUGUCAGGAUCAACUACUUAGGGAGAAGAGAAUUUGUCCAGCGGCUGAAACUCGAAGCGACACUCAAUGUUCACGAUGGCUGUGUCAAUACUAUAUCCUGGAACGAUACCGGGGAGUACAUCUUGUCAGGGUCGGACGAUACCAACCUGGUCAUCACAAACCCAUACAACAGAAAGGUUAAGGCAACCAUACGGUCGGGUCACCGGGCGAACAUCUUCAGUGCUAAGUUCAUGCCUCAGACCAGUGACCAGCAGAUCAUCUCGUGCUCUGGGGAUGGUAUCAUCUACUACACCCACACAGAGAAGAGCCCCGACAUCAACAGGCAGUGCCAGUUCACCUGCCACUACGGAACAGCCUACGAGAUUAUGACAGUACCCAACGACCCCUAUACGUUCCUGUCGUGUGGGGAGGACGGCACCGUGCGCUGGUUUGACCUGCGCACAAAGACCAGCUGUACUAAAGAGGACUGCAAAGAUGACAUCCUGAUCAACUGUCGGCGGGCGGCGACGUCUAUCUCCAUCAGUCCGCUGGUGCCCUAUUACCUGGCGGUGGGCUGCUCCGACAGCUCCGUACGCAUCUAUGACAGACGCAUGCUGGGCACCAGGGCUACGGGGAACUACAUGGGCCGUGGAACGACGGGCAUGUGUGUGCGCUUCGUUCCGGCACACCUGUCCAACAAGUCGUGUCGUGUGACUUCGCUCUGCUACAGCGGGGACGGACAGGAGGUACUGGUCAGCUACUCUUCAGACUACGUCUACCUGUUUGACCCCAAUAAUGACCAGGCCCGAGAGCUGAAGGGUCCGUCCGAGGAGAGGAGGGAGGAGCUGCGGCAACCCCCAGUGAAGCGUCUUCGUUUACGAGGUGACUGGUCUGACACCGGUCCGCGAGCUCGUCCUGAGAGCGAGCGAGAGCGGGACGGAGAGCAGAGUCCCAACGUGUCGCUGAUGCAGAGGAUGUCGGACAUGUUGUCCCGCUGGUUUGAGGAGGCCAGCGAGGCCCAGGGCAGCCGGGGGACCACGCGCCCUCAGACACGCCCUACAGGCACUCUUCCUCGCAUAGAGGGGGCCCCCACCAUCCCAACACUCCCUACAAUACCCCCUCCACAAGCAGCCAGAGCCCUAGAGGGCUCUGUGGAAAUGGAGGCCUCCGCCGUCAACCCUGUACCUGUACCCCUCUCCAAGUCCACCUCCUCCUCAGGGUCAUCGUCAACGGUUACAGCACAUCCUCCGUCAACCUCCUCAUCCAUGGAAGGCUCGGUGCUUCCCUCAUGCGCCCUCACCUCCUCCCCAGAUUCAGAGCAGAGGAGUCAGGCAGACACUGCUGUGACCUCCACGCCAACACCUACACCCACCACAGAGGCCGCACUGUCCGAUUCUCCCUCGUCUGUGGUUAACAAACAGCUGGGAUCCAUGACUCUGGAUGAGCAGCAGGGAGCAUCAGAAGCUGUGAGUGUGAGUGCUGGAGCGAGUUCAGUCAAAGUAAAAACUCUGUCUGCGUCUGCCAGUGUAACUGGAACCUCGUCUGGGUCCGGGGCACCCAGCAGCAGUACUGGACCUGGAGGUAGCCGAGCCAGCACGGCAGAACCCGUCCUGAGUCUACACUACAGCACUGAGGGAACCACCACCAGCACCAUCAAACUGGACUUCACUGACGAGUGGAGCCGCAGAGCUCCCAAUUCCAGGGGCAGUGGAGCCUCCAGUUCCAGGGGCAGCGGAGCCUCCAGUUCCAGGGGCAGUGGAGAGUCCAAACCGUCAGAGGCAGCAGGGGCCGCCCAGACCAGGGAAGGGCCCUUGGCAGAGAGCUCUGCCUCAGAGCAGGUGGCUGUGUCGGAGCCCUCCGGCCAGAGCAGGUCUGCUGCUUCCCACACAGACCCACUGUGUGAGGCUGGGGGUGCCUCCUUCUCCAGCACCCAGGGCUCCACGCAGGCCCAGGCCACAGCACAAGCCUCCUCUGUGGGGGAUAGUGUGACUGCCACGCCCCUGGAAAGGAGCCAGGGUAUGGGUGCGGAGGACACCACUGGGGGGUGCAGGAGAGAGGAGCCUGUGGGGGAGGGGGGGCAUGGGGGUCCAGGGGGGCAGGGGGUUCCAACGGGACCGGGAGGACAGGGUCAACCCUCCCGUAGCCACCAGGACUCAGACGACAGUGAUGACGACCCAAUUCUUAUCCCCUCUGCGAGGUACAGAGGAGGACAGGGACAGAGACGCUCAGCUGCGGCCCGUAUCCAGGAACUGUUUCGUCGGAGGAAGGAGAGGAGAGAGAUGGAGGAGAGUGAGACACAGAAUAUCAGGAGACCCUCAGUAAAAAUGGUCUACAAGGGCCACCGCAACUCCAGGACUAUGAUCAAGGAGUCGUGUUUCUGGGGGAACAACUUUGUGAUGAGUGGUUCAGACUGUGGCCACAUCUUCAUCUGGGACAGACACACGGGCGAGCACCUGAUGCUGCUGGAGGCCGACAAUCACGUAGUCAACUGUCUCCAGCCGCACCCCUACGAUCCCAUUCUUGCCUCGUCAGGGAUCGACUACGACAUUAAGAUCUGGUCACCUCUGGAGGCGUCCCCGUCCUUUAACAGAGUCCUAGCUGAUGAGGUGAUAACGCGUAAUGAGUUGAUGCUUGAGGAGACCAGGAACACCAUCACAGUCCCCGCCUCCUUCAUGCUGCGAAUGCUGGCCUCCCUUAAUCACAUAAGAACGGAUCGCUUGGAGGGUGACCGCUCAGAAGGUUCUGGACAGGAGAACGAGGAUGAGCAGUAGCUGCCCGGACAACAUUUUAUUUGAAAAAGAAAACACAAUUUUUCUUUUGCUCUAAAAAAGCACUUGAAGAUCUUGAGAUUUGUACAAGUAUUAUGUAGAAUAUUUCUUUAUCUGAGCAUUAGUUACAUUUUUAGCUCUUCUUUUUUAAGAUGACUUUCUUACUGGUGUGUCUGUAUGAGAACUGCAUUUGAGGAAAAAAGUGUGUGAAUGCAAGCGCAAAGCCAGACAUAUGUGUGUGUGUGUGUUUAUAUAUAUAUAUACAGUUAUAGUUGCAAGUUUAAAUACACCUUAGCCAAAUGCAUUUAAACUCAGUUUAUCACAAUUCCUGACAUUUUAUCCUAGUAAAAAUUCCCUGUCUUAGGUCUGUUAGGAUCACCACUUUAUUUUAAGAAUGUGAAAUGUCAGAAUGAUAGUGGAGUCAUUUAUUUCAGCUUUUAUUUCUUUCAUCACAUUCCAAGUGGGUCAGAAGUUUACAUACACUCAAUUAGUAUUUGGUAGCAUUGCCUUUAAAUUGUUUAACUUGGGUCAAAUGUUUCGGGUAGCCUUCCACAAGCUUCCCAAAAUAAGUUGGGUGAAUUUUGGCCCAUUUCUCCUGACAGAGCUGGUUUAACCGAGUCAGGUUUGUAGGCCUCCUUGCUCGCACACGCUUUUUCAGUUCUGCCCACAAAUGUUCUAUGGGAUUGAGGUCAGGACUUUGUAUGCUUGGGGUCAUUGUCCAUUUGGAAGACCGAUUUGUGACCAAGCUUUAACUUCCUGACUGAUGUCUUGAGAUGUUGCUUCAAUAUAUCCACAUAAUUGUCUUUCCUCAUGAUGCCAUCUAUUUUGUGAAGUGCACCAGUCCCUCCUGCAGCAAAGCGCCCCCACAACAUGAUGCUGCCAUCCCCCGUGCUUCACGGUUGGGAUGGUGUUCUUUGGCUUGUAAGCCUCCCUCUUUUUCCUCCAAACAUAACGAUGGUCAUUAUGGCCAAAUAGUUAUAUUUUUGUUUCAUCAGACCAGAGGAAUUUCUCCAAAAAGUACGAUCUUUGUCCCCAUGUGCAGUUGGUGGUUUUGGAGUAGUGGCUUAUUUCUUGCUGAGCGGCCUUUCAGGAUAUGUCGAUAUAGGACUCGUUUUACUGUGGAUAUAGAUACUUUUGUACCUGUUCCUCCAGCAUCCUCACAAGGUCCUUUGCUGUUGUUCUGGGACCAAAGUACGUUCAUCUCUAGGAGACAGAACGCGUCUCCUUCCUGAGCGGUAUGACUGCUGCGUGGUCCCAUGGUGUUUAUACUUGCAUACUACUCUUUGUACAGAUGAACGUGGUACCUUCAGGUGUUUGGAAAUUGCUCCCAAGGAUGAACCAGACUUGUGGAGGUCUACAAUUUUUUUCUGAAGUCUUGGCUGAUUUCUUUUGAUUUUCCCAUGAUGUCAAGCAACGAGGCACUGAGUUUGAAGAUAGGCCUUGAAAUACAUCGAGGUACAUCUCCAAUUGACUCAAGUUAUGUCAAUUAGCCUAUCAGAAGCUUCUAAAGCCAUGACAUACUUUUCUGGAAUUUUCCAAGCUGUUUAAAUGCACAAUCAACUUAGUGUAUGGAUACUUCUGACCCAUUGGAAUUGUGAUAAAGUGAAAUAAUCUGUCAACAAUAGUUGGGAAAAUUACUUGUGUCAUGCACAAAGUAGAUGUCCUAACCGACUUGCCAAAACUAUAGUUUGUUAACAAGAAAUUUGUGGUUGAAAAACGAGUUUUAAUGACUCCAACCUAAGUGUAUGUAAACUUCCGACUUCAACUGUAUAUAUGUGUGUGUGUGUGUGUGUGUGUGUGUGUGUGUGUGUGUGUGUGUGUGUGUGUGUGUGUGUGUGUGUGUGUGUGUGUGUGUGUGUGUGUGUGUGUGUAUGUCUGUGUAUAUAUAUAUAUAUAUAUAUAUAUAUAUAUAUAUAUAUAUAUAUAUAAUGUGUGGAUAUUAUUUAGAUGACAUGUGCGUGAGGAAGUUUAAAAGUGCAAUAUUAUUUUUGUCAGGAGCAAAUGAGCUUUGAUCAGUGUUAAGGUGUGAUUUCUUGUUUGUAGCGCAAACCUGAGAACUAAAAUGUUUAUACUGUACUUGCAGUUAUGCAUGUAAACAUAAUUAUGCUUUAAGUAAACCAUUUUGUUGUUGAAAAGGUAGUUCCUCUUUUUGCUGGGUUUGUUAGUAUGUCUCAAAGGUAUACGGAGUUCUUGUGAUGACAGUGAUUACACAAGACGGAACUCUCAUCUUGGCACUGUUGAAGGAUCCAUCCAACAGUUUAGGGAUUCUGAAUGUCGCCCAGGCCACAGGACAGAUGGCUUGUUUUGGUAGCUGUUGGCUGAAGCAUUAACGCGGUAUGGCCCCUGUUUACUCUAUUAUGCGACCCUUCUAUACACUCACACAUACUGACACGCAAGUCCCUACCAUGGCAUUCUAAGACAUUUAAUUGGUUGCGGAGGAUUGCAAGACAUGGACAUGAUUCAACUGAAUUUGGGAGGCAUGUCAAACAUUGUUUCCCAGCAAACUAAAACACAGAAGGCUUCUGGUGUGUAUAAAAAAAAAGUUAAUACAAGAGUAAAAAAAAGUCAGUGGAAAUUAAAAGUUGACAAUACCUCAAAUUCUGGAGUAUUGCUUUGCUCUUACAAUGUAUUACCAUACUCGGACAGUGACACAGACAAACACAGAUAUAAAUAACUCUGUUUUUGGAGGUAAACCAUACUAAUACACACCCACAUUAGCUAACAGGAUACACAGUUAUUCUCUCAGGGUGAGAACUGGUGCUCUAAUAAAGUGAUUAAGAAUGUGUAACGUGUUCAAUAUGUGAUAACCACAGGGUUUGAAAAAGGGACGGUAACCAUAGCCUGGUCUCUGAUCAGUAUGUGCUUGAAAGCACACAGAGAAGUUAACUAAAGCAGCACGUUCAGAUUUUGAAUCAGGCUAGGUGUACCUCUACAGGGAUGUAGAGAGCCCACAUGUAUUUGUAUGUAUUACCUAUUAUCUGUUGCCAAGGCAGCAGCUACUCUUCCUGGGGUCUAGCAAAAUUAAGGCAGUUUAUACCGUUAAAAAAAAUAUAUAAUACAUUCACAGAUUUCAUAACACACUGUGUGCCCUCAGGCCCCUACACCACCACUACCACAUAUCUACAAUACAAAAGAUGUGUGUGUAUAGUGCGUAUUUUAUCGUGUGUGUCCAUCUGUUUGUGUUGCUUCACAGUCCCCGCUGUUCCAUAAGGUGUAUUUUUAUAUUGUUUUUCAAUUUCAUUUUACUGCUUGCAUCAGUUACUUAAUGUGGAAUAGAGUUCCAUGUAGUCAUGGCUCUAUGAAGUACUGUGUGCCUCCCAUAGUGUGUUCCGGACUUGGGGACUGUGAAGAGACCUCUGGUGGCAUGUCUUGUGGGGUGUGCAUGGGUGUUCUAGCUGUGCUCCAGUUGUUCAACAGACAGCUCGGCGCAUUCAACAUGUCAAUACCUCUCAUAAAUACAAGUAGUGAUGAAGUCAAUCUCUCCUCCACUUUGAUCCAGGAGAGAUUGACAUGCAUAUGAUUAAUGUUAGCUCUCUGUGUACAUCCAAGGGCCAGCUGUGCUGCUCUGUUCUGAGCCAAUUGCAAUUUUCCUAAGUCCCUUUUUGUGGCACCUGAACACGCGACAACAGUAGUCCAGGUGCGACAAAACUAGGGCCUGUAGGACCUGCCUUGUUGAUAGUGCUGCUAAGAAGCUAGAGCAGCGCUUUAUUAUGGACAGACUUUUCAUCAUCUUAGAUACUGUUGUAUCAAUAUGUUUUGACCAUGACACUUUACAAACCCAGGGUUACUCCAAGCAGUUUAGUCACCUCAACUUACUCAAUUUCCACAUGAUUUAUUUCAAGAUUUAGUUGAGGUUUACGGUUUAGUGAAUGAUUUGUCCCAAAUACAAUGCAUUUAGUUUUUGAAAUAUUUAGGACUAACUUAUUCCUUGCCACCCAUUCUGAAACUAACUGCAGCUCUUUGUUAAGUGUUGCAGUCAUUUCAGUCACUGUAGUAGUUGACGUGUAUAGUGUUGAGUCAUCCGCAUACAUAGACUCACUGGCUUUACUCAAAGCCAGUGGCAUGUCGUUAGUAAAGAUUGAAAAAAGUAAGGUACCAAGACAUCUGCCCUGAGGAAUUCCUGAUUUUACCUGGAUUAUGUUGGAGAGGCUUCCAUUCAAGAACAUCCUCUGUGUUCUGUUAGAUAAGUAGCUCUUUAUCCACAAUAUAGCAGGCCACAACACAAGUUUUUCCAUCAGCAGAUUAUGAUCGAUAAUGUCAAAAGGCGCACUGAAGUCUAACAAAACAGCCUCCACAAUAUUUUUAUGAUUAAUUUCUCUCAGCCAAUCAUCAGUAAUUUGUGUAAGUGCUGUGCUUGUUGAAUAUCCUUCCCUAUAAGCGUUCUGAAAGUUUGUUGUCAAUUAGUUUUUUUUGAAAUAGCAUUGUAUCUGGUCAAACAUUAUUUUUUUCAAAAGUUUACUAAGGGUUGGUAACAGGCUGAUUGGUCGGCUUUUUGAGCCAUUAAAGGGGGCUUUACUAUUCUUAGGUAGCGGAAUUACUUUUGCUUCCCUCCAAGACUGAGGGCACACACUUUCUAGUUGGCUUACAUUUAAAUUAUGGCAAAUAGGAGUAGCAAUAUCAUCCACUAUUAUCCUCAGUAAUUUUCCAUCCAAGUUGUCAGACCCUGGUCGCUUGUCAUUGUUGACAGACAACAAUUUUUUAAUCUCUUCCACACUCAAUUUACGGAAUUCAAAAUUACAAUGCUUGUCUUUCAUAAUUUGGUCAGAUAUACUUGGAUGUGUAGUGUAAGCAUUUGUUGCUAGCAUGUCAUACCUAAAUUUGCUAAUCUUGCCAACGAAAAAACUAUUAGUAGUAGUUGGCAAUAUUUUUUUUAUUUAACCUUUUAUUUAACUAGGCAAGUCAGUUAAGAACAAAUUGUUCUUUACAAUGACGGCCUACCCUGGCCAAAGCCGGACAAUGCUGGGCCAAUUGUACGCCGCUCUAUGGGACUCCCAAUCAUGGCCGUAUGUGAUUCACCUUGGAUUCGAUGCAGGGACUGUAGUGAUGCCUUUUGCACUGAGUUGCAGUGCCACUCGGGAGCCAUCUGAUUCAAUGAGUUCGUGUUUUCGGCCAAAAUUUAAUUUAAGGUGCUCCAAAGCUUUUUACUAUCAUUCUUUGUAUUUUUUCUUUGUUUCAUAGUGUAGUUUCUUAUUCUUUUUAUUCAGUUUAGUCACAUGAUUUGCCAAAUGGUUGUGUAGCCAGACUUGUUUGCCAUUCAUUUUGUCUCAUCCCUUUCAACCAUACAAUUUUUCAAUUCCUCAUCAAUCCACGGGGAUUUAUCCAUUUUUACAGUCAUUUUCUUAGUGGAUGCAUGCUUGUUAGUAACUGGAAUAAGCUAUUUCAUAAAUGUGUCAAGUGCAGCGUCUGUUUGCUCCUCAUUACACACCAUGGACCAACAAAUAUUCUUUACAACAACAUAUGAAUCACUACAAAACCUCUUGUAUGACCUCUCAUACAUUAUAUUAGGCCCAGCCCUUGGAACUUUGGUUUUCCUAGACAUGGCUACUAUAUUGUGAUCUCUACAGCCAAUGGAUCUGGAUACUCCUUUCAAGCAAAUUUCUGCAGCAUUAGUAAAGAUGUGAUAAAUACAUGUUGAUGAUUUCAUUCCUGUGCUGUUUGUAACUACCCUGGUAAGUUGACUGAUGACCUGAACCAGGUUGCAGGCACUGGUUACAGUUUGAAGCUUUUUAAGUCGGCAGCUUGAUGAAAUAUUUAAAUCACCCAGAAAAUAUACCUCUUGAUAUCACAUACAUUAUCAAGCAUUUCACACAUAUUAUCCAGAUACUGACUGUUAACACUUGGUGGUCUAUAGCAGCUUCCCACAAUAAUGGGCUUUAGGUGUGGCAGAUGAAACUGUAGCUAUAUUACUUAUGCUCAAUUUAACAAAAUCAGUGGGGGCCUGACUGUUUAGCUUUUAUUUUCUUGAUUGUAAAUUCUUAGAUUAUAGGCAACUAUAAAAUAUAUAUGUCCAUUAUCUUUUCUACAUACUUAAUAUUAGUUUUUUUGUCGUUUAAGUUAACACUGAAAGUGUUUUUCUGUCCUGAAAAUGUAUGUGCAACCCCAAAAAAUGUGAGUAUAUAUUUUUUAAUGUCAUCCCGCCACCCACCCGGACCCCUGUUGCGAACCACAAAUUGGUCCCAACCCACAGUUUGGGGCGCUAACUAACGUAAGACAAUGCUACUGCACUGAACUCCGCUCUCCUGUUCUGUAUUGUAUUGUACUGCACUGUACUCUAGUGUGCUCUGCUGUUCAAAUUUGUGAAACAUGAGGAGAAUGACAUUCACAUUCAUAAUGAUGCUUUUCUGUGUAGUACAGAUCAGGGACCCAUGAUGUAAUUCCGUUACCCUAAUUCUGUUUCCGGGUAUAAAUCCAUUUCACUUACUGUAGUUCAAUAAACAAAAUAUUUUUUUAAA
Messenger RNA from Salvelinus fontinalis (brook trout), 10166 nucleotides. Its product is annotated as DDB1- and CUL4-associated factor 6-like. The transcript has 19 exons. Gene Ontology annotation, biological process: positive regulation of transcription by RNA polymerase II. Gene Ontology annotation, cellular component: cytoplasm; Cul4-RING E3 ubiquitin ligase complex. The record is from RefSeq and is a predicted model, not a curated record. Gene Ontology annotation, molecular function: protein binding. NCBI's taxonomy places the organism in Eukaryota, Metazoa, Chordata, Actinopteri, Salmoniformes, Salmonidae. Bases 901 to 3717 code for a protein of 938 amino acids.